ACCGCAGCAGCGGCCGCGUGGUCAUGUGACGCUCGCAUUUCCGACACAACAAUACAACACACACUCGCCUGAAGCAAGCGCUCCUCUCGCUCUCUCCCCUCCCUCCCUCCCUCCCUCAUUGCCUGGCUCUCUCUCUUUUGCUCUCGGCAUGGCGGACGGCGAGAGGUCCCCGCUCCUGUCGGAUCUGGGCGACGGCGCUCUCGGCAGCGGCAACGGCGGCCUGUCGCCCGGCGCUGCGCCCUACGGUGUGGCCGGCAAGCCGCAGAGCUUCCCGCCCUUCCCCAGCCCCACGCAGCCGUCAGUGCUUCUUGGCGAGGACCCGCCUCCGUACUCGCCCCUCACCUCGCCCGAGAGCGGCAGCGCGCCCGUUAUCAGUUGCCGCGUGUGCCAGAGUCUCAUCUCAGUGGAAGGCAAAAUCCAUCAGCACGUGGUCAAGUGUGGCGUGUGCAACGAGGCCACACCCAUCAAGAACGCUCCGGCUGGAAAGAAGUAUGUACGCUGUCCCUGUAACUGUCUGCUCAUCUGCAAGGUCACCUCCCAGCGGAUCGCGUGUCCCAGGCCGUACUGUAAGCGGAUAAUCAACCUGGGUCCGGUUCAUCCCGGUCCGGCCAGUCCUGACCCCCAGCCCGCCGGCGCCCGCGUCUCCUGCGGACAUUGCAGCAACACCUUCCUGUGGACAGAGUUCACAGACCGGACGCUUGCCAGAUGCCCGCACUGCAGGAAAGUCUCCUCCAUUGGUCAGCGGUAUCCCAGGAGGAGGAGCUUGUGGUGUUUUCUGCUCUGCUUGCUGUUCUGCAUCUCCACUGCUGGCCUAAUUGCUGGCACGUGGCUGAAAGCUGAGACCUACCCUGGCAUUUACGCCUCGUGGGCCGUUCUUCUGCUUCUGGUGUUGGUGACCCUGGCCCGGGCCUUCUACUGGGCCUGCAUGCGGGUCAGCCAGCCUCUCCAGAGCUUCACAUAAAGCCCCCGCCCUCAAAUCCCCCCCUCCCCUACUUUCCUCCAAACAUUUCUCCGAGUGGCCAGGCCGGAGGAUGAGUGGCUUUAAAAACAAGAAGAUAAGAAAUAUUUAUUUCACUAUUCUGGUCGUGUGGCUACUUCUGUAUUCAUUUUAUUCCAUCUCCCUGCUCUCUGUCACCUUUGUUAUUGCCGCGCCUUGAAUGGAGCGUUUAACAUUUUUUAAAGCAGCGACAUUCACGCUGCCGCUGUCUUUGUGAAUCAAAAGGAUGAAGGAGGCGUUUGAAAUGUUUCGACGCGUGUGAAGGUAGACCACCGCCUGCGAAUAUUCCCCAUCGCCUGGGGAGCGACUUUGAUCCUGAAAAAUCAACGCUAAUGGAAGGAAUUUUGAGCAUCAACAAAACAUUUGAAUGACAACAAAUUCCGGAUGGCGACGGCCAAAUGGUCUUUGAAGCUAGCUAACAAUUUUCACAGGAAAAAGUGCUGCUCACUGUUCUCAACAGCUUUGUUUACCAUUACUAGCAUAACUGUUACGCAUAUACAGCAAAAAUGUUUUUCGGAAAUAUUUUGUAUAAUUUACUGUAAUAAUGCAUUGCUUUCUGAAGCCUAGAACAAAACGUUAAAAUCCCUGCUUUCUGUGAACGCACUACCAGGGGGACGUUACUUUUUUAUUUUUAUUUUAUUUAAUUUUUUUGCUGCAAGUGACAGGCUUCCCGAUUGGUCGCUCAUGAAGGUUGGAAGGAGCUUUGUUGAAAAGGACAAAAAGGCUGCGUUUUUACUGGAGAAUUGUAAAAGACUUCACCAUAAUUGCAAUGUCGCUUUUAAUUCUUUUCCAAAAAGCACCUGAAAUAAGAUUAGCUUCUACUUUGAUCUUAAUUAUUUUGGGAAAUUGUGAAGGAUGUAUCGCCAUGGUAACCACGAUCAAGUCCAAAACUUUUACGAAAGACCCCUUGUUAGUUAAAUCGUAAAAACUUCACCAUAAUCACUCUUACUUUCGGGAGGCUAGCUUCGGCUUUGUCUUAUUUCGAGAAAUUGUGAUGGCUGUAUCGCCAUGGGAACCAUGAUCAAAACGAGACAACUCAACUCCUUUACGUUUUUACGAAAACACCCCUCUGACGUUUAAUCGUCUGAACCUCACAGUCGUGAUGUAACUUGAUGUUUAGCAAGGCUAGUUUCCUCUUUGACCACUUUUGUGAAAUCAUUAAGGAUGCAUCACCAUGGUUACUAAAAUCAAAACGCGAGAUGAGUUAGUUCCAUUUUGUUUACGAAAAACACUUCAGAUGUUAAAUCAUAAAAAUUUAACCAUAAUGUCAAUGUCUUUGAGUUAAUCACGGUACUGUUAAACUUUCAUAAAAACAACGUAAGGGAAACUGCAUUAGCGACGACGCUACCUUCCGCUUUGAUACAACUUAUUCCGUGUGGAGAAAACUGCAUCGCCAUGGUAACCACGAUCAAAACAAGAGAUUCAUUAGUUCCAUUGCUGUUACGAUGGUGCUUGAUGCUUAGUGAGGCUAGUUUCCUUUUUGACCAGGCUUAUUUUGUGAAAUUGUUAAUGAUCACGGGAGACAAGUCGGUUCCGUUGUGAAUGCUUACGAAAAAACCCUCAGACGUUAAAUCGUAAAAACUUGGCCAUAAUCACAAAUGUAAUUUUUAUCAAGGUUCCCUUAAGCGUUCUUAAAAAUGAGGUAAAAGAAACCCGUUAGCGAGGCUAGCUUCCACUUCAAUGUAACUUGUUUAGUGUCGAGAAGGAUGUAUCGCCAUUGGUAAUUGCGAUCAAAACUAGAGAAAAGUCAGUUUCACUGCCAACUCUUACGAAAAGACUCCUGGGACAUUCCAUUUUAAAACUUGACUGUAAUCACGAUAUUGCUACGUGCAUAACUCAAUUCUCUUAAGUUGGCAACAUUGAGCUAGCUUCCGACUUGAUCAAACUUCUUUUGUUAAAGUUGUCAAGGGUGUAUCGCCAUUGUAACUGCAAUCAAGACAAGAGACAAGCCCCUCAGACAUCGUAAAAGUUUCGUCAUAAUCCCAAGGUCGCUACACAUUUAGCUCUGAUCGUUUAAAUCUGGUGACGCUAACCUACUUUUUCGCAAAUUCUCAAAUGCUUUGAUGAUGAUAGCUUUUAUUUUGUAAAUAAUCUUUGUUUUUUUCCAGUAUGACAGGAAGUGUUCAGAAUGGAGGGGUGUGGGUGGGGAAACACUAAAAUUGUGAUUGUUUUUACUUCUGUUGCGUAUUUAAUUUUUUUUGAUGAGCCACUAACCUGAUGAGCCUGAAAGACACACAGACACACAACUAUUCACAUGCCACAUGUACAUGCACACACACACACACACACACGAGUCCUUACACGGCAACAGUUAUUUUUUACACUGUUAAAUUUUGCGCUAAAUUCUCAAUGAUCAUGGUAGGGAGAAAAAGCCUGAAUGUUUUAUUGUUUUUCAAUCAUUUUUUUUUUUUUUUUUUUUUUUUUUUUUUUUUAAAUCUGUUCUCAAAUCAGUGCAGUAAUUUUGAUGGUGUUUUAAUAAACCAGUCAAUUGUGUGCAGCCUGUCUGGGGACCAGUUUGUGAUUUACGGCCCAUGUGAACGGAGAGGCCGCCAAAUAAAA
Messenger RNA from Phycodurus eques (leafy seadragon), 3556 nucleotides. RefSeq names its product phosphatidylinositol-4,5-bisphosphate 4-phosphatase 1a (gene pip4p1a). Gene Ontology annotation, molecular function: phosphatidylinositol-4,5-bisphosphate 4-phosphatase activity. The coding region runs from base 149 to 961 and encodes 270 amino acids. Lineage: Eukaryota; Metazoa; Chordata; Actinopteri; Syngnathiformes; Syngnathidae. The transcript is spliced from 7 exons. The record is from RefSeq and is a predicted model, not a curated record. Gene Ontology annotation, biological process: phosphatidylinositol dephosphorylation. Gene Ontology annotation, cellular component: plasma membrane; lysosomal membrane; phagocytic vesicle membrane.